Molecule: messenger RNA, 450 nt
Organism: Aureobasidium namibiae CBS 147.97
Lineage: Eukaryota; Fungi; Ascomycota; Dothideomycetes; Dothideales; Saccotheciaceae
Exons: 1
Coding region: 1-450 (149 amino acids)
Source: RefSeq, a predicted model, not a curated record
AUGCAAUCCUCCACUGUCCUCGAAACCUCUGGGAAACGUCCAAUGAUUCCCGAUAAGCUCAACAAGAAGCCCUCUGCAUCUCUCUCCUCUUCUGAAAGACCAAUAUCAUCGCUUUCCAACGAUGAAAUAGCCUUUCACAGCCCUGUCUUUGUCUUGGCUACUGGUGUUGCAUCGGCAGCUUUCUGGGUACUUGCUGCAGGGGUCUGUCCGCUGAGUGCGAACGACAGGGACGUCAACAAGACGCAGUGUGGCAUAGGCAUCACGUUCGGCCUUGUCUUUCUCUUAGUCGGUGGACUCGCCGCUUUUGGUCUGAUCCAUUCCGACAAGAGAAAGAUAGAUGGAGGCAUGGCUCCAUUCCUCGACGAUUCCGAUGUCAACAAUGGGUAUGCCGUGUCGACUGAAUCAGAUGGAGCCAGUAUCAACGAACCCCAUCCAACAGGUGUUAACUAG